AUGCCAUUAACUUUGUGGAAAGAGCCAAUAGCAGACGAUACGCCAGUGGGGACUUCCGAUGUCACUGGCACUGCAGGAGAGAAAGCUACCAGCUGUUGGAGCGACCAUCUCAUCAUGUGGACAUCUAUUGCAGUGCUAUGCUCAUCUCUGACCACACUGUUAUUGACGACCUUGAGCGUCGUCAGAUUCACGCCUAGCACACAGCACGGUUCAGCUUCAUCCAAGCUGGGCGACCUAGCCAGUGCAUCCACUUCGACUCAGAACACCUCGCAUCAUACUUCCGCCGUGAAUUUCCCCGACAUCGUGCCACAGGUAGAAACACACAGCCCUGGCUGCCUGGUGCAAGAGUGGUCCACCCAUCUCGGUACCGUAUUUCCUGAUCAUCGAUAUGUUGUGUCUUCGGACAUGAGCACAUCAACGGUGCUCCUGUUCUACCACUUGGACUAUGGGAUGCAGUAUUGCUCUUUGGCGUUAUCCAUCCCUCCGUCUAGCGAUGGGUUUGACCUGGAGGUAAAGAUAGAGAACAACACAGUCAUGGAACUGGUCAGACCGGCUCAUACACGUAUCUUCUGGACAAGUCGCGCCGGAGAGAAAAUCCCAGGUGGCCAGCAUACCUAUCCACUUUGGGGAGCCUUUCGGGACGGAGAGAUUCCGUUGUCCUUCGGGUGA
This is a messenger RNA of Guyanagaster necrorhizus, 669 nucleotides long. RefSeq lists its product as uncharacterized. The record is from RefSeq and is a predicted model, not a curated record. The transcript has 3 exons. The coding region runs from base 1 to 669 and encodes 222 amino acids. NCBI's taxonomy places the organism in Eukaryota, Fungi, Basidiomycota, Agaricomycetes, Agaricales, Physalacriaceae.